Messenger RNA from Morus notabilis, 1864 nucleotides. Its product is annotated as beta-amylase. The record is from RefSeq and is a predicted model, not a curated record. The transcript has 7 exons. Gene Ontology annotation, biological process: polysaccharide catabolic process. Gene Ontology annotation, molecular function: beta-amylase activity. NCBI's taxonomy places the organism in Eukaryota, Viridiplantae, Streptophyta, Magnoliopsida, Rosales, Moraceae. Bases 91 to 1626 code for a protein of 511 amino acids.
AAGCAGUUUGUAUCAUCUCCAUUUUCCAUUUCCCAAAAGUAACACACUAAAUACUUUCCUUUCUACUUCAAAAAAAAAAAAAAAAAAAAAAUGCAGGCAAACAAUGAGAAACUGCUGGCAAACUAUGUGCCACUCUAUGUGAUGCUUCCGUUGGAUGCUGUUACGCCGGAUAAUGUUGUAGGAAACAGAGAAACUCUGGAGAAAAACCUUAAGGAGCUGAAAGCGGCCGGUAUCGAUGGGGUCAUGACUGAUGUCUGGUGGGGGAUCGUGGAGUCCAAAGGACCAAAGCAGUAUGACUGGAGUGGUUACAGGAGGUUGUUUCAACUGGUUCAAGACUCUGGACUGAAACUGCAAGCUAUAAUGUCAUUCCACCAAUGUGGUGGCAAUGUUGGAGAUGUCGUUUAUAUACCGAUCCCUAAGUGGGUUCGUGACGUCGGAGAAUCGAAUCCCCAUAUCUUUUACACCAACCGGAAAGGUAACAGGAACCCAGAAUACCUCAGUCUAGGGGUGGAUAAUCAGCCCCUGUUUCAUGGACGAACUGCUGUAGAGUUGUACAGAGAUUACAUGAAGAGCUUCAGAGAGACUAUGUCAGAUUUUAUUGACGGGGGACUUUUUUUAGACAUUGAAGUGGGAAUGGGCCCUGCAGGAGAGCUCCGGUACGCGUCUUAUCCAGAAAGUCAAGGAUGGGUUUUUCCUGGUAUUGGAGAAUUUCAGUGCUAUGACAAAUAUCUAGCAGCGGAUUUCAAAGCGGCUGCAACACGUGCAGGCCAUCCUGAAUGGGAAUUGCCAGAUGAUGCAGGGGAAUACAAUAAUAAACCAGAUGAUACAGGGUUCUUUCGAUCAAAUGGAACAUACCUUACCGAGAAAGGGAAGUUCUUCUUGACUUGGUAUUCUAACAAACUCCUGAAGCAUGCUGAUCAGAUCCUGGAGGAAGCGAACAAAGCUUUUCUUGGCUGCAAACUAGUGUUAGCAAUCAAAGUCUCCGGAAUGCAUUGGUGGUAUAGACAUCCGAGUCAUGCUGCGGAGGUUACUGCAGGAUACUACAACUUGGACGACAGAGAUGGAUAUAGACCAGUAGCAAGACUGCUUUCAAGGCACCGUGCCAUCUUCAAUUUCACAUGUUUAGAAAUGAGGAACAUUGAACAAAGUGCAGAUGCAAAAAGCGCGCCUCAGGAACUUGUGCAGCAGGCUUUGAGUGGGUGCUGGAGAGAGAACACUGAAGUUGCUGGGGAGAAUGCACUGCCAAGGUAUGAUAAUUAUGCCUAUGACCAAAUCCUUCUAAACGCUAGACCAAAUGGUGUUAACAAAGAGGGCCCACCAAAACUGAAGAUGUAUGGAGUGACCUACCUUCGUCUAUCACCUGAACUCCUAGAAAAGACAAAGUUCGAUUUGUUCAAGGUAUUUGUGAGGAAGAUGCAUGCUGAUCAGGAUUUUUGUCCAGACCCAGAAAAGUACGGCCACCAUAUAGUUCCACUAGAACCUUCAAAACCAGAAAUUCCAACUGAAGAAAUUCUGGAAGCGACCAAACCAGAGAAGCCGUUCCCUUGGGAUAAAGCAACGGAUAUGAGUGUCACUCCUGUUGGUGGGAUUCUUUAUUACAUCAGCAGGCUCUUUAGGUUCAGAUGAAACCAAAUCCAAAUAAAAAAGAAGCAAAUAGAGUGUAUGGAUCUGAAGAGCAAAUAAUUGCCAUAUAUAGCAUGGCAGUCUGGUGCUUCUAUAUGCCCAGUUUUCUAAAUAAAAGAAUAUCUGCAUGUAUAUCAUAUAUCCUGAUGUACCACUUUGUUAUUAUGAUGGUACUCACAAUAAGCUUAGAAAUUAUGUUUGUUACUUGUAAAAAAAUAAAAUAAAAUAAAAAUCCUCUUUC